AUGCAUUUCCCAGCUCAGCCGCUAGGGAUUCCGCCGCCGACAAACGUGAAGCUGAGCUGCCUGAAUCUCGACGUCGUGGUCACAUGGGAGUACAGCGAACAGGGACCACAAACCAGAUUCCUAGUACACAUCGAAGGGUCUGAAGGGGAACCCUAUCAGAACGAAACCACAGACCAUCGGUACGACCUGAGCGACUACAUCUGGGCGUCUGAAGAGCGCUACAUGGACAAUUAUUGCGUCACCGUGACAGCCGUAGAGGGGGGCAACCGAUCCAAACCGGUAUCAUCCGAAACAUUCUCCUUUAAUCGUUUAAAGAUGGUCAAAAUAGAAUGUGAGUUGGACUUCCCUCCCGUGGAUGUGGAUGAGAAGGAUUCAGGCGCCACAGUGAGCUUCGUGAAUCCCCUCCACCACUACGACCGACUGAAGCACGCUGUCAAGACGGGUCCUCCCACCUUUGAAUUCACGAUCUCGUCAGACGCUGGAAAUAUUACCGAGUCUUGCAAGGCGGGUGAGACAAUCUGCAAACGCGACAUCUCGUUUCCGGAGGGGGUGAAGAAGUGCGUCAGCCUGAAUGGAAGCUUGGUUCACGGGGAGCUUCGUCGCAACGUGUUGUUCACAAAGACACACGACAUCUGUGCCACUGCGUCGAUUGAGCUCCCUGCGAUAGCGCUCGCUAUAAUGCUGUUCCUCCUCUUCGUCGUAAUCAGUGCGAUUACUUUUCUGAUCUGCAAAGCAAAAGCCUGGACGAUGAAGCUACCCGGUCUGCCCUUGGCUCUGGAAGACUUUGAAGCUGCUAGAAACCACUGGGACAGGGAGUGUGAUCCCGUGUCCGGCACAAACUACAGUCCAUUGACCGUCGUCCCCGUGGAGCCCUGCAAGAACCUGUCGGUCAGCUCCGAGGACGGGGACAGUCUCCCCGAGGACGGGGACAGUCUCACCGAGGACAGCUGCUGCUACUCCUCCUCCUCCGGGGGGGAACUCGGAGAGGGAUACAGGGGAGACGAAGACUUCGCAGAGGACGGAGAGGAGAAGGAACGUUCUCCCUACGACUGCCCGCACAACCUGCCGCACAACCUGCAGGUGGACAUGGGGGACGGAGACAUGGUCACGGGUUACAGCGAGAGGGAAGGGCCGUCCUGAUUUGGGAUUUUGAAUUUGCACGGCGUUGGUUUUAACUCAUCCGGGAUCAGCCGUCACGAUCGUACCUAGGGGCUAACUAGGCACUAUAAAGCCUAAACGUUGCACUCAGGGAGGUAGAAGCUUUGCCAAGAAGACCCCUGAGAGACGCUCAAAAUCUUUUUUUUCUUUCUUUCUGACUGCACUGUUUAGAAAUGCAUUGACCUACAUGUUAAAGGACAAAUCCGGCGCAAAAUGAACCUAGUACAUGUGUACCGAGUCGACCGUUCUCCGGGAUAUGUUUU
Molecule: messenger RNA, 1421 nt
Organism: Perca flavescens (yellow perch)
Lineage: Eukaryota; Metazoa; Chordata; Actinopteri; Perciformes; Percidae
Gene: ifngr1
Product: interferon gamma receptor 1
Exons: 7
Coding region: 1-1140 (379 amino acids)
Biological process (GO): cytokine-mediated signaling pathway
Cellular component (GO): plasma membrane
Molecular function (GO): protein binding; cytokine receptor activity
Source: RefSeq, a predicted model, not a curated record